AUGUCAUGUGACCUGUACCUUGUUGCGCAUCUCCUGAAUAUCAAAUUACUUUCAACUGCACGCGACGAUAUCAUCUCGACUAUCCUCGAGUCAGGAGGAGCCGUUUAUGCGACAGUUCCUAUGCUCGUCUCUACCCCCGAUUCUGGGGCCGAAGCAUGGCCUCAGCCUCAGCCCAUUGCUGUCUUCAUUCGCAAUUUGAAGCUCCUGCGCCUUGAUCUACGCCCGGAUUGGCCAGGUAUCGUACCUUCGACACUGUCUGACAGCCAACAUAAUCUGCGGAGACGUGUCCAAGCCAUUGAAUGGGCACUGUUUUACCUGUUCCAACUAUGGGACCCUGAGCUCACACGAAAUAAGCUACAACCUUUCUUCCCACCACUCGAACCGUUGCAAUCCUCAAAUCUUCGAGCUGCACUCUUCCGGUUCCUCUCAGAGCUGACUAAAAAUGGAACGCUGGGAAGGGAGAGGAUCUUGCGAAAAGCAAUGCUGGAGGAGUGUACAGGAGAGAAAUUUGACGAGAUUCUCGCGGAAUUCUCCACGAUUGUGCUGCGCAAGGUUGUGGCUGGCUCUCGAGAAUACCGUACUGGAGCUCCCUCGUUAUCCCUACCAGCCAGCAAGCGAGGACCACCCAGUGAUACUCAUAACCUACUACCAAUGAUCAUCGCGUAUCGUGCUUCAUUGCAUUCCAUGAUAGACCAAAAGAAUGAGUUAAACUCAACGUGUCGCGACCUCAAGCAAUUCCUCCAUUUGAAAUCAAACGAACUUGCAAACUCGAGGCGCAUGCCAAAGCCCCUAGCAUCGGAAAUUAGGAAUCAGCAACAAUUUCAAGACUCUAUCAAGAGGUCAUGGCAUGGUGAUGUUGACUGGGCAACAACGAUCUUGAACGGCGAUUCUCAGGCAUGCUCGGAACCGCUACUUGAGAUGGACUUCUCACAGGUUUGGUCUGGGAUGAAAAAGGUGGAAGUUAAAGAAGGCUUGGAAUCCCAGUCGCAUCCUGAUCUCCUGGCGGAUCUGGAUGACCGUCUCUUAAAACAGAGAUCCAGGCUCCAGGGAUGGCAGAAGUUUAAAGAGUCAUUAGAUCUAGACAGCCUACGACUUCGCUUACAACGGCCAGAGAAUGCGGAUUUGCCCCAGGCCGCCCCUGAAGACGAAUGUGGCACCACCGAUUCACCGGUCGAACAUGUUGACAUGACCAAGGAAGCAACUCAGGAACCAGCUCAGGAAACGGUUCAGGAAACGACACAGGAAAGAGUUCAGGAGACAACUCAGGAAACAAUUCAGGAAACGAUUCAGGAAACGGCCGAGGAAACAGCUCAGGAGAUGCCUGAUGCGGAAACUAUUGUUGAUUCCCCGGUGGCACAUCCAGAACCAGAGUCAUCACAUACCCCCGAAGAUGCUCCUGGCAACGAAGCUAAGAUUGAUACCAUUGCCGGCGCGGUCGAAGAGCCAAGUGCUGUAACGAGGGAAGACCCUGUCACAUCAGACUCUAGCGAUUUUGAGCCAGACUUAACUGCAGAUAUAUCGACGGAAGAUAUGCUUGCAAUGCAGUUGGGGCUUUCGCCGCUAGUUAAAUCUAGCACCCCAAAGUUACCAAAGAGUAGUCCAUUGGCUAAUAGGCUAGCAAGCAGCGGCGAUACCAAUGGUGCACAGGACGAGGAAAAUCAACAAGCCGCUGAUGACAAGGCAUCGCGGGCUACUACACUCCUAGAACGCACUAGACAGUCUAUGUUGUUUGUAUCAGCCUCCACACCUCGCCCAUGGAAACCUCUCUCGGAUAACCGCCGACAAUCUCAAUUGUUACUCCCAGGUGAUCCAUUUGAAACGCCAGAGAAAAGGGCAGAGAGCAAGGGAGACUCAGAGCUAGAGGUGUCCGGUGAGGACCCGUAUAGUGAUUACAUCGAUUACGACAGUGUGUUCAAAAGUAGGCCAAAGGUUGCCUCGAGCCCUAUCCCUUUCGAAACGGCUCAACAGGAAACCCAUGAGAGCCAUGAUGAGGACUACAGUCUUAGCGACCUUGGUCUCGAAAGCUCGCCAUUGGGUAAAAUGCAAGGAAGACCGAGAGCCCAGACCAGUAUAAGGCACCCAGUCGUAUGUUUGGAUGACAAGGAAACGGCGGACUCAAAGGUUGAUUCAAACUAA
Messenger RNA from Arthroderma uncinatum, 2136 nucleotides. RefSeq lists its product as uncharacterized. Gene Ontology annotation, cellular component: mitotic spindle microtubule; HAUS complex. Gene Ontology annotation, biological process: spindle assembly. The transcript is spliced from 3 exons. The record is from RefSeq and is a predicted model, not a curated record. Gene Ontology annotation, molecular function: microtubule binding. NCBI's taxonomy places the organism in Eukaryota, Fungi, Ascomycota, Eurotiomycetes, Onygenales, Arthrodermataceae. Bases 1 to 2136 code for a protein of 711 amino acids.